Molecule: messenger RNA, 5301 nt
Organism: Penaeus monodon (black tiger shrimp)
Lineage: Eukaryota; Metazoa; Arthropoda; Malacostraca; Decapoda; Penaeidae
Product: rabankyrin-5-like
Exons: 21
Coding region: 671-3559 (962 amino acids)
Molecular function (GO): protein binding; metal ion binding
Source: RefSeq, a predicted model, not a curated record
GACCACACUGCAGGUUCAGACCUAACUGAGACUAUACCAUGCCUUCUGUCCAAACGUGGGAAUGUUAUAGUUGGUGAGGAAAUGUCCCAUGUACAGGAUGAGGUGGGGAAGCUGCAGCAGCAUCUGUCCCUACUGCGCGAACAGUACGUGAAGCUGCAGGAAAGAUACACAGCACUAGAGCAGCAGCAUGCCAUCGUCACGGCAGGCACUCAGGUCUCGGAAGGGGAGGACUCCUUUGUCACGAGGCUCUUGCGGUUCGUGGCAGAUUUGUACGACAAGGAAAAGUACAGCGACAUGUCGGUACACCUUGGAACCAGGACCAUAAGAGCCCAUCGUUUUGUUCUGGCAGCGCGUAGUGACAACUGGGGGGUAUCGUCCCUCGCAGACGUUGAUGCACUAGAUUGGAGUUCACUGGACGAAGAGGUUGGUGAGGCUGUUUUGCGAUGGGUGUACACAGACCACGUCAGUCUCCUCAAUGAGCAUGACUUCACACUCAGUCUCAUGAGGGCAGCAGCAUGUUUCUCUUUAAAUCCUUUGAUGAAAAGAUGUGAAAAGGCACUCAUGGGUUGGGUCACAGUGAGAAACUGUGUUCGACUCUACACCACAGCAGAUGAGAUUGGUGCGCAGACAUUGAGGGAUCAUUGUUCAACACUGAUAUCCACACAUUGGAAUGACUUCACCCCCGAUGACUUUUCACACAUGUCGGCUCCUUUGCUUAUGCCAUGUUAAUACGAGCACCUUGCAUGCGGCCAUCAGACUGCAGAGAGAAGACGUGGUUUUCUUGUACCUCAUCGAGUUCGACUCUCAGCUGCCGGGCGUGCUGGACGAGGCCGACGAGAGCGGCGACAUGGCCCUGGACCUGGCGCUGCUGGGGCGGCAGCACAGCAUCGCCGACACGCUCCUGAAGCACGGCGCCUCCGUCACCACCACCGACCCCACGGGCGCCUCGCUCCUGCACAGGGCCGUCAGGAGGGGAGAUGAAUUCUCUGCUUCGUUCCUGAUGAACCAUGGCUGCUCGGUGAAUGUAGCGACCCCUGGAGACGGCAGGACCCCACUGCACACCCUGGUCAGCCAAAACUAUAUCGACCAGCAGACCCGGGAGGACAUGGUCAAGGUGGCUCAGACCAUGAUAGAAAAGGGUGCAGAUCCCAACAUUCAGGACAAGGAUAUGAAGACUGUGCUGCACCUGACCGUGGAGGGCGAGCGAGAGGAAAUCUUCCGUGUCCUGAUUGAGCACGACAACCUGCGUCUGGAGCUACGGGACAAGGCAGGGUACCCUGUGCUGUGGUACUCCCUGAAGACAGGCACGGAGUUUGGGGAGACCUCCUACGCUGCGCAGCUCAUCAAGAAGGGAGCCUCGCCAGACGCGGUGAUUGGUUCAAGUGGGGAGUCCCUGUUACACUUGGUAGCACGAGACGGCAUGGAAGAAGCCGGUCUGUUCCUCACGACCCAGGGUGCCAGCUGUAAUGUUGUGAAUGCCGAUGGGGAGACUCCACUCCAUGUCUCCUGCACUGUUGGUCUUCCCUCGCUCACAACUGCUUUACUACAGAUCGGAGCAAAUCCAAAUCUCCAGACGUAUUCCUCUUCACCGGCUGGCACCCCAAUCGACGCCAACGACCCAUUUGCGGAGGACGCUGAGGAGUCUCCCCCCUCCAGCUUAACCUUCCGUGAAACCCCCUUGCACCGAGCCAUCAAGAAUAAGAAUGAGGAUGACAUUAGGGCAGUUUUAGAUCAUAAAGAAUACUGUGAGAGCAACAAAGUGGACUCAAUAGUGAUGCCUGACUUGAACCUGCGCGACUCAGAUGACUUGACGCCCCUUGGUGUGGCUCUGGGAACAGGCCAGAUUAAUGUGGCAAAACAGCUGCUUGAGGCUGGGGCUGACAUCAACACGACCGACUCCCAGGGGUAUGGCCUUCUCCACAUGGCCAUUCAAGUCAAGGAAGUACAAGUGGCCACCUUCCUCAUCAAUAAUGGUGCUGAUGUCAACCUGAGGACUCGUGAUGGAGAGUCUCCACUGCAGCUCUGCAUCAGCGAGAGCCUCAGCGCUGUAGUCGGACUUCUGUGUGGUAAAGGAGCAGACCACAAUUCGCACCCCAACUCCCCUGAACCUCCACUGUGGCAGGCUCUGGACUCAAAGCAAGAGGACAUUGCCUCCACACUAGUACAGUACCAUGUUGACACAGAUGGCUGGGCUGAGGGUCCAGAGGGAUGCCUGCAAACUCUGCUACACAAGGCUAUAGAUGAGAACCGAGAAGACAUUGCUUGUUUCUUGGUGAGAAGCGGAUGCGAUGUCAACGCGGUGAGGAAGCCAGGGCCAGGCGGUGGUGGUGGUGACGCAGCGACCGAUCAGAUGACCCCACUGCACCUCUGUUGCUCUUGGGGGUUAGAGAAUACUGUGCAGACUCUGCUCGAGCACGGUGCGAAAGUUAAUGCGCGGGACGCUGAGAAUAAGACUCCUUUGCACCAUGCCAUUGAAAACGGUCACAAUCCCAUCAUUUCCCUGCUGCUGUCCCAUCCUGCUUUGGAUCUUUCGCUGCGAGACAAAUCUGGCAUCACACCGUUCGCUGCUGCCAUGUCAAGAAAGAACAACAAGGCUGCGCAGGCUAUUCUAAGCCGUGAGCCUAAGGCUGCAGAACAGUACGAUCACAAGGGCCACAAUUUCUUGCACGUAGCCAUUCAGAAGAAGGACAUGGAAAGUGUACUCUUCCUCCUGAGUAUUCACGUUGACAUGCACACCAGGACACAAGACCAGUUGUCUCUCACACCCCUGCAUCUGGCUACACUCUCAGGGUCAGAGAUGAUUGUUAGAAAUCUUUUACUGGCUGGAGGGGGAGCAAUCAAUGAGUUAACACCACAGAAGCAGACAGUUCUUCACCUGGCUGCGGCAAAUGACCAUCCCCAUCUUGUCUCCAUCUUCUUAGAGAAUGGAGUCCGUUUUGAUGCAGUAGAUGACAAUCACAACAAUGCCCUCCAUGUGGCAGUCAAGGAAGGCCAUCUGUCUGUUGUGAGAGUGCUGUUAACUGAAUCAAGAAUCAACGCAGAGGCAGUGAACCUCCGCGGUCAGAACCCCCUCCAUGUCCUUGCCAAUUACCCGAAAGACAAUGCAGCAGCCAUAGCGGAAAUGUUCUUGGAGACUAUGCCAGACUAUGAUCUCAAUAGGGUAGAUGUAGAGGGAAACUCCGCUCUUUUACUGGCUUACAUGCGAGGUGCAGGUCAGCUGUGCCGAGUAUUAGUACGGUCCGGAGCAUGCCUGGGCUCGACAAAUAAGCAUGGUGUAAACAUAUUCAAUUAUCAGGUGCCAACCAAAGCACUGCUGUUUAGACUCCUGGAUGUGCUAUCAGCCGAGCCUCCAUGGAGCGAAGGAGAACUCUGCAUGGAGUGCGGGACCAAGUUUGGCCUGGCCACGAGGAAGCACCAUUGCCGACAUUGCGGUCGACUCCUUUGCAGCAAAUGCUCGGAUAAGGAUGUGCCCAUCCUCAAAUUUUCGCUGAACAAGCCUGUUCGAGUAUGUCAGACCUGUUUUGAUGUACUUACUCUAGGACCAGCAGCUAUUUCGUAGUAGAUGUUUUAGGAUAAGUGAAGAAGUCAAGUCCAUUCAUAGCGAGAAUAUUUUCUUUUUCUUUUUCUAUACAUUUGAUAACCAGUUUAUUACAGUUAACCCUAAGACUUAUAAUGAUGGUGCCACUAUGUGAUUUAAGUGACAGAAGUGUAUCAUGUGAUCAAGCUAAACUUUUCACUUCAAGUCCAUGCUGUACUUCCUACUUAGGCAAAUACUCACUGCCAAUUAUACGUUUGAGGAAAUCUUUACUUGGGAAUCAUAUGAUUUUCUUGCAAACACAUCUGGAUGAAAUUGGAAGAGAGGCUGCUCUUUAUAGAAGAGUUGCUCAAAAUUUUGAACAUGAUUAAUACUUUUUGAAGGGUAUUAAAGGGUAUGUUGAAAUGUAUAGGUGUUUGGUCAGCGCAUCCAAAAAUAUUUUGCUUGGAGGAAAGUGAGUGAAAUAGUUCCCAGGUGAAGGGAAGCUAUGAUCUUGGUUAGAAGAUAUGAUAAAGUUUUGUAAACCUUUUUAAGAUGGAAAGAACUUCACUUGCAAAAGGGGGGAAAUUUUGUUGGUCAAAUUGUAAGUUUCCUGUGAUUUUUUCCCCCCCAUGCUAGAGGAGGUUUUAGUUCCUGUACAGUGAUUUUAUGUAAUAUUUCUUUGUUGAAGAGAAACAAUGGAGCUAAUGAGUAUUUAAAGAAAAAAUCUCAUUUCAUUGUUUUUUAUUUAUUUUUAUUAUUAUUAUUUUAGAUAUACUCAGUUAUGCUCACAAAUAUGGCAUAUAGAAGCAUAAUGGCAAACUUGCCACUCCCACAGAAAGCAUUGUUUCACUCAAAGUACUGUUUCUGGUAUUUGUGGAUAAGUCCGCAGUGUAAAAUCACAUGAGCUGUGCUCCUGUGUUGUUGCACCACAACAGUAAACUUGCCUUUGGCCUGCUGGCUAGUCCCAGAGUGGGGUAUAUCCUGGCCAGUGAGCAAAUUUAACAACUAUUGAGUGUCUCUCCCUCACACCCUCUCAGAUCAUCAACCACUGUUGUUAAAAUCACCAAGCGUUGCAUUACAUGAGCAAACUGUGCUGUUUAAUGACACUUGUGCCAUUUAAAUAAAAUGAUUCUUCUGAAUUCUGUUAUACCAGUUUCAUAAAUGUGAUUGUGUAAUGCACCCUUAUUACCACUGUCAUCCACAUCCACAGUUAUUUUCAACAAUGCAUUAGUUGUUGAAACUGGUGAAUGUUUAGUGAAGUGCAGUUUUUAUGGAGAGGAAACUUUAAGAGUUUGCCCUUGUGGUUUUAUAUGCUUCAGAAAAUGUGUACAGGUUUGUCCAUUGUGUAUUUUCAUACUCAGGUACACAGGCUACUGGAAGGAGAAACAGACACAAGUGUUACUGACUCAGAUACAUCACACGGACACUGACUAAAUACACUGAUAAAUUUAGCUCACUGAAGUCAGUUUUAGAUUCUUUUCAAUAUAAUUUCAGUUUAAAGAAACAAACAUGCUCAACUGUUUUUAUAGACCUUGUGUGUACCUUAGCGUUUGGAAAUAAUUAUUUAACUUAACAGAGUUGGAAGGAAUAAAGUGGGAAGGAAACCAUAAUGAUAUUGUAAAAUUCCAUAGCCAGAAAAUGGCUAUUCUGUGAGGCCAAUGUUAGACUAGUACCAAAAACUAGUAGGUAAGGUAUAUUGUAUAUGUUCACAUAUAUAUAUAUUCUGUAUAUAUGUCUAGGCUUUUUAUGGUUGGCAAGGUGGAAGGUCUAUUUCAUAUUCAAAA